Messenger RNA from Rhincodon typus (whale shark), 3382 nucleotides. RefSeq names its product activin receptor type-2A. The record is from RefSeq and is a predicted model, not a curated record. Gene Ontology annotation, biological process: cellular response to growth factor stimulus; protein phosphorylation; activin receptor signaling pathway. The transcript is spliced from 11 exons. The coding region runs from base 458 to 1999 and encodes 513 amino acids. Gene Ontology annotation, cellular component: activin receptor complex; plasma membrane. Gene Ontology annotation, molecular function: ATP binding; activin binding; activin receptor activity. Lineage: Eukaryota; Metazoa; Chordata; Chondrichthyes; Orectolobiformes; Rhincodontidae.
AAAAACAAUUCAACGCCAUUUUGGACUUAGGCCUACUUCGCUAAUUAUGAAUUCCGGGAGACUUCGAGUACACCAUUCCCGUCAAAGGAGCUGAGGGUUUGCAUCGUAGCUUUUCUUCCACACCCUCUACUAGUUAUGUGAAUGGCGGUUGCUUUUUCUUCCUCCAAAAUCAUCCCUUGGUGGCGUUAUCGGCUCUACAUGUCAAUAUAUUUUGUCAAACAAAAAAAACACUGACAACCGAAGUGUAGUGCUGUCGCUUAAAUUCCCUAUCUUUUUGAAUGAAGUUGCCCACUGAAGAAGGGGGAACGUUUGCUACAAGGUGGAUCGCUGCCAGCAGCAAGUCAGAAGACGUGGUGGAGUCGUAAAGAUUUUUUUUCCUCGGCUGUGAUACAACGAUCGUUUUGUUCUAAUUAAUCUUUUUUUUUUAAAGAAGACAUAUCCACAAAAAAAAAUUAUCAUGGGAGCUGGUACCAAGCUUGUUUUUGCUGUUUUUCUGAUUUCGUGCUCCUCAGGUGCAAUCCUUGGUAGAUCUGAGAAGCAAGUUUGUAUUUUCUAUAAUGCAGACUGGGAGAAAGAUCGAACAAAUCUCAGUGGGAUUGAGCACUGUGAUGGAGAAAAAGAUAAACGGCGACACUGUUUUGCUACGUGGAAGAACAAUUCUGGCUCCAUAGAAAUUGUAAAACGAGGCUGUUGGCUGGAUGAUUGGAACUGCUACGACAAGGGUGAAUGUAUUGAAACAAAAGAAAGCCCUGAAGUUUUCUUCUGCUGCUGUGAAGGCAUCAAGUGCAAUGAGAAGUUUUUUUAUGUCCCAAUAAUUCAGGAACUGCCAUCAACAUCAAACCCAGUCCCAUCAAGGCCUCCACUGCUGACCAUUUUGCUUUAUUCACUGGUACCCAUCAUGGGAUUUGCUGUAGUUGUGUUGUUCUCCUUCUGGAUGUAUAGGCAUCACAAAUUGGCAUAUCCGCCAGUACUUGUACCAACUCAGGAUCCAGGUCCAACGCCACCUUCUCCUAUGCUUGGUCUAAAACCAUUGCAGUUACUAGAACUUAAGGCCAGAGGGCGCUUUGGUUGUGUAUGGAAAGCUCAACUACUGAAUGAAUAUGUGGCAGUUAAAAUAUUCCCAAUUCAGGACAAACAGUCCUGGCAAAAUGAAUACGAAAUAUACAGUCAACCUGGAAUGAACCAUGAAAAUCUUUUGCACUUCAUUGGUGCAGAGAAAAGAGGGACAAACAUAGAUGUGGAAUUGUGGUUGAUAUCUUCCUUCCAUGAAAAGGGUUCCUUGACAGAUUAUCUAAAAGCUAAUGUGGUUACUUGGAAUGAAUUAUGCCAUAUCGCUGAGAGCAUGGCAAGAGGCCUAGCUUAUCUCCAUGAGGAUAAGCCUGGUUUAAAAGAUGGACACAAACCUGCUAUUGCUCACAGGGAUUUCAAAAGUAAAAAUGUGUUGCUGAAGAACAAUCUCACCGCUUGUAUAGGAGAUUUUGGUUUAGCUUUGCGAUUUGAAGCUGGGAAGUCAGCAGGUGAUACCCAUGGCCAGGUUGGCACCAGAAGGUACAUGGCUCCAGAAGUAUUGGAAGGUGCCAUAAAUUUCCAGCGUGAUGCAUUCCUCAGGAUAGACAUGUACUCAAUGGGUCUUGUGCUGUGGGAAUUGGCAUCACGGUGUACAGCUGCAGAUGGUCCAGUGGAUGAAUACAUGUUACCAUUUGAAGAGGAAGUUGGACAGCAUCCAUCCCUCGAAGAUAUGCAAGAAGUGGUUGUGCAUAAGAAGAUGAGACCUGUUUUUAGAGAACAUUGGCAGAAGCAUCCAGGAAUGGCUGUGUUGUGUGAAACUAUAGAAGAAUGUUGGGAUCAUGAUGCAGAGGCAAGACUAUCUGCCGGUUGUGUUGCAGAACGCAUCACUCAAAUGCAAAGACUAAUGAGCACGAUUACUACAGACAACAUUGUAACAGUAGUCACCAUGGUAACAAAUGUUGACUUUCCUCCCAAAGAAUCUAGCCUAUGAUGGCUAUAAUGGUCACAAACCAGACCAAGGGACUCUACUCCAGAGCUGCUAUCUGCUGAAUUUAUUUGACUGGUUACGACAAACAAUUCAGUAUCUUGUCCUUACACACUUAACAGAACUGGUAGCUAAUGGAAUGGCGCAGGUGGGCAAUGGAAGCAACGGGUACCACAGUCAGUCAGAAAUUAUAUAGAAGAUAACUGGUUGUAGCAUGGAUCGCUCUACUUCAGUAACCUUUAUCUGAGAUACUGGAAGGUAACUGUUUUCUUCCAGCGAAGGAAGCUAAGUCGGUAUCAGAUGAAUGUUUGAGAAUAAGUCAUCGCAGAGUGUGGCUCUCAAGUUUAACAACAUGAGCGUGGCUAAAAAUCCAAGUGCACCAGAUAACUGGUUUAUUGUGAGGAUGUCACCGUUCCUCAGAUGAACUACUGUUAAUUUUUAAUAACAGAAAGAAGGGCAGUUCAUUUUUAUUGCAUUUGCUAUUUGCGUUCACAGAAGAACUAUUGUAAUGCCAAUAUGACAUAGCUUGUGAAUGUUCAUUGUGCUGCUGUUAUAUGUAUCAACAAAUCAAGGUUUUUUGGAACAUAGCAAAGAAGCUUCAAGCAUUACAUUAUAACCAUAAACCUCCCUCAACAAGGUAUACCUCAGUUUCCAUAUUUGAUAAACUAUAUUGGUACUUUUAAGUUUGAUAACACUAACAGAUUUGAAUUGACAGUUGACCUUAAUGUAAUUUUAUGUAUUUUAUCACUGCAUUUUAAAAACAAAUGUAAACUAUACCUUUCUAUGCCAAUGGGAGAAGGCCAUUCAAAAAGUGUUUCUGCCUUUUUUUUCCUUGUGCAAGCUCCAUGUAAUAAUUUUUAACCAUGCAGAUGUCUGCUUUUAAUAGCUCCUUUGCUACGUGAAGCUUUGGAAAUAUCUUUUGCCCCAAAAUUGGCUUUCAAAGCACUUCCUUAUUUUAGAUUUGCUGUGUUUAUAGAGGAUUCAGAUGUAAGCAUGCUUUUCUGUUUUUAAACUUGCAAGAUAUAAUUAACACUGGAGGUGUUUUUAAAAUUGAAUGCUUUUAUUUUGUAAAGUAAUAUAUCCUUUGUUUUCCUUUCAUUAUACAUGUACAGUAAUUUUUGCAUACCUGUUAAAAGUGCAGUCAUUAGUCUACUGUGUCACUGUACCAACAUAACCUCAGGAAUUUGUUACCCUAAACCCUCUCUGUUUUGAGUUGUGGUGACAGUUCUACACUAAUUUCAGUGCCAUUUCAGUAAGUUUAAAAAGAACUUGCGGGGCAACAGAGGAACUUUUAUAAAAAAAAAAUAUAUAUUAAUAUAUGCAAUAGAUACACAUACAAGUCACUGGUACUGACUUCUGUUCCUAAACAAUUACUAUAGUUUUAUAUGA